AUGCCUGUCAGCAACACAUCUAACGCCAACCAAGCCGAGGCUCCUGUUCCGCUUGUCAACCUUGUCCAAGGCCAGGCCCCUGGAACCGCCCAGGAACAGCCUCUCGUUGCUCCAAACGCCAUUAUCCUGGCCCGGGCUCUCAAACCUAGUGUGCAACCUCUGGGACAACUUGGCACAGCUAUGCUCACAGCUGCCAACUAUGGUUCUGCCGACGAUCUCGAACGUGCCUUCCGUCAGGCCAGAGGAUUUUCGGACCAAUACCGCGGCGAUGUAUUCAACGACCGUAACAUGAGUCUCAACAUCCCGGCCAACGAGAACACAUCGCUCUGGAUUGAAGGCCUUCCGGCUGGUAGUACGACCCAGCUGCUCCUUGGAGCAGUUGCCCAUGUUGGUUCGACAGGCAAGAUAUGGGCCUCCUACAUCAACCCAGCCAACGCCGCUGACAACAAGCCGUAUGCGGCGGCAAAGAUCGUAUUCUUCUCUCGCGAAGGCGCAGAGGGCCUGCUUAGGGCCAGCCAUACCGGCAGGUUCUUGGUAGGCGGCCGUCGUCCACGCGUUACUUGGAAUCGAGUCAAGACAGCAAGCCGAGGUGCCAGGGACAGCCAGAAAUCUCGAGUGGUUUUGAUCCGCGGCCCAGCCGAGUACGUCAACCAACCACGACUGAGCCAAUGGUUUAGGGGGUUCUUCAGCUUUGAGACCGAGGUAGUCAUCACGCGCGACUACUGGGUCAAUGAGAGAGGUCAGGCCAUGCAGCUCUUGGAGUGGCGGUUCGCGAGCACCCGCUGUCAAGGUGAAGCAGCAUCCAUGGCGAUUGGCUUGGAGCUACGUGGAAUGGUGGAAUGCCGCUAUGGAUAG
Molecule: messenger RNA, 855 nt
Organism: Colletotrichum graminicola M1.001
Lineage: Eukaryota; Fungi; Ascomycota; Sordariomycetes; Glomerellales; Glomerellaceae
Exons: 2
Coding region: 1-855 (284 amino acids)
Molecular function (GO): nucleic acid binding
Source: RefSeq, a predicted model, not a curated record